This is a messenger RNA of Anopheles aquasalis, 2393 nucleotides long. RefSeq names its product nervous fingers 2 (gene nerfin-2). Gene Ontology annotation, molecular function: DNA-binding transcription repressor activity, RNA polymerase II-specific; RNA polymerase II cis-regulatory region sequence-specific DNA binding. Gene Ontology annotation, biological process: regulation of cell cycle process; neuron differentiation; negative regulation of transcription by RNA polymerase II. The record is from RefSeq and is a predicted model, not a curated record. Gene Ontology annotation, cellular component: nucleus; transcription repressor complex. NCBI's taxonomy places the organism in Eukaryota, Metazoa, Arthropoda, Insecta, Diptera, Culicidae.
AUGAACGAUCUUAGUGUAGUGGGUGAGAGCCAGGGAUUGCUUGUGUCUCCGUACAGUGUCACUGGACUGGACUAUCCCUCGAAACAGCUGCAGCAGCAGCACCAGGAGCAGCAACAACCGACGGAAGUAACCCCACCAGCUAGCAGCGGUGCAGUAGUGAGCUACUUCCAGCAGUUCUUCUAUCCUAGCAACGUACAACAAACGCCAACUGCGCGGGUGCUGCAUGGUGCACGUGAGUUUCCAAGUCCACUAGAUCUGUCGCUGCGCCCGUGCACCAAUGUGCCCAUGACGCCACCGUCCACACCGUCACCACCGAGAAAACGGUUAAAGUCAUUUGAGGAAUCGGUGACGGUUCCACCAUUAGACCCCGAUUGGCGUCCUCAGUUGGUUCAGUUGACGCCAAAGAAUCAAUUCUCCGAUACCGUGUGCAUCGACGACAAACGAUACUAUGCCAAUACGACACUAGGGUCUGUUGGUGGAAAUAGGAGCAGCAGUGAGAGUGGCCACUUCCAGUACUUUCACGACGGUGUACGCUAUCCGCCAAUAGGCGAGGCAGGUUCUGCCUUAGAAAUUCCAGAGACAGUACCGUCUGAUACCGCUGAAGAGGAUGGUGAUAAGGUGGAGGAGUUUAUCGAUAUUACCGGUGGUCCGGAAGAGGGUCCGGAACCACUGGACACUGGAGACGAUCGUGAAGAGGACGAGGAUGAAGAUGCUGCAGGCUUAAGCCCUGCGGUGGAUGUGCAUUCAGAUUGUUCCAGCAUUGAUGUGGAAUCACUGGAGAACGCAGACGAUCAAGACAGUAGCGGAUCGAUUAAUAUUGUCGAUAGCGAAGAGAACCAAGAACUACACGAUGCGGUUCUGGUCGAUGGAAAACAGUACUUUGAGGACGAACGCCUUCAUCUGCAAGCGAUCGAAGGAUUUGCGCGGCUAUUCGAGCGUAGUUUUGGAGGAUUUAGUGAGAAGAAUACGGCAUCCGGGACCGGAAAGGCAUCACGUGGAGCUUCUAAAAGCGAACGACGACGGAACAAGACACGCAAACAUCCGGUCGACGAUGAUAACUCUAGUCCCGUGUCCGGUACGAUCAUCCGGAAGCUGCAGGACGGUGAGGAGCUUGUCGUGCGCAAAGGUGACAUCGAUCCGGCUUUCAAUGUGGUCGAGAUAACGGACGAGGCGAAGGAGAUACUGUCGAAGAUUGAGAACAAGAUCGGCUCGUACCUGUGUCAGCUGUGCCGGGCACUGUACGACGAUGCGUUCGGAUUGGCCCAGCAUCGAUGCUCACGGAUCGUUCACAUCGAGUACCGGUGUUCCGAGUGCGAUAAGGUGUUUAACUGUCCGGCCAAUCUGGCUUCACACAAGCGCUGGCAUAAACCACGUGGUGCGCAAGGGGAAGGAAGAAAGUCUAGUGGCAAACCUGGACGCGCGACGGUGGAAGAGCAUUCCAAGGAUGAGGAACCGAUCGAAAUUUUGGAUAACUCGAAUGACGUCCAGGAGCAGAGCUCGGUACAGCCACAGCAAAUGCCACCGAAGGAAGAAUCCUACCCUUGUGGCCAGUGCGGCAAAACGUUCCAACGGCAAAGUUACCUCAAGAAGCACUCCGUUACCCAUCAGCAGAUGGAACCGACGCUCGUGCGAACCAUUCCACCGGCUGGUAGCACAGGAACGGAUACACGAUCACCAAGCUAUGGAUCCACUUUGCCUUCCUCUCCAUCUUCCACCAUUACCACCGCUGUGCAGCAGCUUCCUCGGCCAUCUCCUGCGGCAGCAGGGGGCUGUGGAUUUGCGGUUGCGUUCGACAAAUUGACGCGCCCCUUGGCAACGCCUAGUGCCGGGUCUGCGACGUUGUUCCCAUUCGCCGCCUGCUACGGUGGCAUGGCAACGCUGGCGAAUGCUGGAGCGGCUGCUGCUGCAGCGGCCGCUGCUGCCGCGGUUGGUUCCAAUCAUCACUACAGCGAGCUAGAGAAGCGUCGCUGGCAAUCACUUGGUGAGCUGUAUCUGCAGCAGCGCGAUCGUCUGUCGGCUUUCCAGUACGUGAGGCAUCAUCAGUAUGGCGAUUACCUGAAAUGCUUUAAUCCCUUCCAAUUCGGUCGCGAUAAAGCCUGACCUAACGUUCUGCGGCCAGUGCCACGUCUGGCCGCCGCUCCCACCCUCUGGCCAUCACACACGAACCCCUCGACUAACCCGGCUAACCACCCACCGCCAGUGUUGGAAAACAGCACACAUCCACCACCACCGACACUACUACCAUCUUCGACCCAUUCGGAGCAUCCAGUAGAGUCUUCAAUCGCAGUUCUGCCGACACCGAUGACGGUCCCUGGAUCAUCGGUACUUCCACCGACAGGUUCUUCGGCGACAACGGCAUUUGGAGGCUCGGUGCAGCUGACGAGUUCGAAUCA